This is a messenger RNA of Carlito syrichta (Philippine tarsier), 679 nucleotides long. RefSeq names its product microsomal glutathione S-transferase 3 (gene MGST3). NCBI's taxonomy places the organism in Eukaryota, Metazoa, Chordata, Mammalia, Primates, Tarsiidae. Bases 102 to 527 code for a protein of 141 amino acids. The record is from RefSeq and is a predicted model, not a curated record. Gene Ontology annotation, molecular function: glutathione peroxidase activity; glutathione transferase activity. The transcript is spliced from 6 exons. Gene Ontology annotation, cellular component: endoplasmic reticulum; nuclear envelope; membrane.
CCAGCCCAGCCCCUCCCUGCCCGAGGCACCCACCCUGCGCCGCGCAGCUCCGGUCUGCACCAGCCUUUGCACCAGCCACGCGAAGGUGAUCCAGAGUCAAGAUGGCCGUCCUCUCUAAGGAAUACGGUUUCGUGCUUCUAACUGGUGCUGCCAGCUUUGUCAUGGUGGCUCAUCUGGCCAUCAAUGUUUCCAAGGCCCGCAGGAAGUACAAGGUGGAGUAUCCUACCAUGUACAGCACAGACCCUGAAAACGGGCACCUCUUCAACUGCAUUCAGCGAGCCCACCAGAACACGUUGGAGGUAUAUCCUCCCUUCUUAUUUUUUCUAGCUGUUGGAGGCGUGUACCACCCGGUAACGUAUAGUUUCUGGCUUGGGCUUGGCCUGGAUUAUUGGACGAGUUCUUUACGCUUAUGGCUAUUACACAGGAGAACCCAGCAAGCGGAGCCGAGGCGCCCUGGGGUCCAUCGCCCUCAUUGGCUUGAUGGGCACAACUGUGUGCUCUGCCUUCCAGCAUCUUGGCUGGAUUAAGCCUGGCCUUCACAGCGGGGCCAAGUGCUGCCAUUAAAGAAUUACAGGGGUUUAAGAGCUCUCAUUCGUGUUGAAUGACUUACCUUUAUUUCCAGUUACACUUUUUUUCUAAAUAUAAUAAAAACUUGCCUGGCAUCAGCCUCAUACUUAAA